This is a messenger RNA of Pseudopodoces humilis (Tibetan ground-tit), 1578 nucleotides long. It is a transcript of the gene INO80B, whose product is annotated as INO80 complex subunit B. Gene Ontology annotation, cellular component: Ino80 complex. The record is from RefSeq and is a predicted model, not a curated record. Gene Ontology annotation, biological process: chromatin remodeling. NCBI's taxonomy places the organism in Eukaryota, Metazoa, Chordata, Aves, Passeriformes, Paridae.
GCUCCGAAUUGGGUCCCCCGCAGCCGGAUGCGCAGGGCCUGGCGGAGCGGCGGGAUGGAGGCCGCCGGUCACGGGCAGGAGGCCGAGGCAGGCGGCCAUGGCGGCCACAAGAAGAAACACAAGAAGCACAAGAAAAAACACAAGAAGCGGCACCACCACGAGGCGGGGCCGCCCCCGGGUCCCGAACCCCCUCGGCAGCCCCGGCUGCGGCUCCGUAUUAAGCUGGGAGGGCAGAUCCUGGGCACCAAGAGCGUCCCCACGUUCACGGUGGUCCCCGAAGGGCCGCACUCGCCGUCCCCCUCCCCACUGCUGGGAGGCGACGAGGAGGAGCCCAGCGAGGGGGUCCCCAUCGAGCAGUACCGGGCCUGGCUGGAUGAGGACAGCAACCUGGCUCCCUCCCCACUGCCCGAGCUGGACCCCGAGAGCUGCUUCCCCCCCCGUGAGGAGGAGGAGGAGGAGGAAGAGGAGGAGGAAGAGGAGGAGGAGGAGCGGCGCUGGCUGGCGGCCCUCGAGAGGGGGGAGCUGGACGACAACGGCGACAUCAAGAGGGAGGUGGACGAGUCCCUCCUGACAGCCCGGCAGCGCGCGCUGCUGCACAAGCAGCAGAGCCAGCCCCUGCUGCAGCUGCCCAUGGGCGCCAAGGCCAAGGAGGUGACGGAGGAGAUGCGGGAGAAGCGGGAGGAGCGGGCGCGGCGCCGGCGGCUCCAGGCCGCCCGCAAGGCCGAGGAGAGCAAGAACCAAACCAUCGAGCGCCUGACGCGCACGCACAAGGCCAAGGUGAGGGCCCUGCGCGAGCGCCGCGCCCGCCCCGCGCCCUGCCCCGUCGUGCACUACCGCAGCGCCGCCGACGGCGUCACCGUGUCCUUCCCCGCCGGGCUGCCGCUGCCGCUGCCCGCCGCCGCCGCCCCGCCCGUGCCCCCCGCCCAGCCCUGCGCCGUGCCCGGCUGCACCAACCCCAAACGUUACAGCUGCGCCCGCACCGGGCGCCCGCUCUGCAGCCUGGGCUGCUACCAGCGCAACCUGCAGCUGCUGCAGAGCCAGGGGUGACCCCCCUCCCGGAGGGGGCUGCGGGGCUCUCUCCGAGGGUUAGAGACCCUCUCCAGGGGAUACAGACCCUCUCGGGGGGGCCACGGAUCCUCUGCCGUGGAUGCAAAGGGCCAGAUCACCAGCCCGUAUGGGGAACUACAGAGGGGUCUGGAUCAUCCACAUGGACACUGAGGGCCAGAAGAGGAAUCUGUGGCUCUCCACUGUGGACUCGGAGGGUUGUGGGGAGCUCCAGAUCUUCCACGUGGACCCAAAGGGCCAGAACAGGGCACUUCAAACCCUCUGCUGCGGACACAGAGGCUCUGGGCGUUCCACGUGGACACAAAGGGAUCCGGAUGGCUGCAGUUCCUUAUGGACACCAAUGGAUAUGGCCAGCCAGGAUGUGCAGCUCCAGAGGGCUCCAGCCUCUCCACCGUGGACACAGAGGCUUGGGGACGCCGUCAGGGGCUGAGGGGGGUCCUGAGGGGAUAAAGAGGUCCCCGGAAAGGACGGGUCCUGCUGUCACGAAGCUGAUUAAAGGCUGUUGUUGAAGGA